GCCGCUCGCACGCCCGCCCGCCCGGCUCUCCGCGCCCGCCGCCCGCGCCCGGCCCCGGCGCCCCGGCCCUCCCGCCCGCGCUUCAUGGCUGCGCAGGAAUGGGACUGGUUCCAGCGCGAGGAGCUCAUCGGACAGAUCAGCGACAUCCGAGUCCAGAACCUGCAAGUUGAGAGGGAGAAUGUGCAGAAGCGGACUUUUACUCGAUGGAUAAAUCUCCAUCUGGAGAAGUGCAACCCACCUCUAGAAGUUAAAGAUUUAUUCGUUGAUAUACAAGAUGGCAAAAUAUUAAUGGCUUUGUUAGAAGUCCUGUCUGGGCGGAAUCUGCUACACGAGUACAAAUCCUCAUCCCAUCGUAUUUUUCGGUUAAACAACAUAGCGAAAGCACUUAAGUUUUUGGAAGAUAGCAAUGUAAAGCUGGUUAGCAUUGACGCAGCAGAAAUAGCAGAUGGCAACCCCUCUUUGGUUCUUGGGCUGAUUUGGAACAUAAUCCUCUUCUUCCAGAUUAAAGAGCUCACGGGCAACCUCAGCAGAAACUCUCCAUCCUCCAGCCUGUCACCCGGCUCGGGGGGCACAGACUCAGACUCCUCCUUCCCGCCCACACCCACCGCAGAGAGGAGCGCAGCAAUCUCGGUGAAAGACCAGAGGAAAGCCAUCAGGACGCUGUUGGCCUGGGUGCAGAGGAAAACGAGGAAGUAUGGCGUGGCGGUGCAGGACUUUGCAGGCAGCUGGCGGAGCGGGCUGGCUUUCCUGGCUGUGAUCAAGGCCAUCGACCCCAGCCUGGUGGACAUGAAGCAGGCGCUGGAAGACUCCAUGCGGGAGAAUCUGGAGAAGGCUUUCAGCAUCGCUCAUGAUGCCCUUCACAUCCCUAGGCUCCUGGAGCCAGAAGACAUCAUGGUUGACACACCAGAUGAGCAGUCCAUCGUGACUUACGUGGCUCAGUUUCUAGAACAUUUCCCGGAGUUGGAAGCCGAGGAUUUUGUGGAUUCCGACAAAGAAGCCCCUAUCGAAUCCACCUUCGUUCGCAUCAAAGAAACUCCUUCGGAACAGGAGAGUGCCGUCUUCCUUCUGACUGAGGACGGGGAGCGAGCUUACACCUUCAACCACGAGGCCAGCCACCCGCCUCCCUCCAAAGUCUUCGUCUGUGACAAGCCUGAGGAUGUGGAGGAACCCUGCCUGGGUGGCGUGUCCAGCCAGGAGCUGGUAGACAGCUCCUCCGAGUUCAUGAACCAGAUCAUCGAGCAGGUUCUCCAAGGGAUCCCCGGGAAGCUCAACAGCACCAGUGAACCGGCUCCAGAAUCUUCCAUCCUAUCAUCCCGAAAGGACAGCCGGAGGUCCAACUCUCUGCCCAUCAAGAAGACGGUGCACUUUGAGGCCGACACCUACAAGGAUGCCUCCUGCAGUCAGGACCCUUUCUACAGCGUGGACCUGCACUUUGAAGGGAGCCCUGGAGAGACCAAGGAGUCGUCCAAGCAGGAUGAACAGGUCUUGGUGGCUGACGUUGCUGAAGAAACACCAAAACAGGAGGCCCCGGACAUCCUGGAAGAAGCAGCCUCCGACAAGGUCCCUGAUGACGUGUCCUCAGUGGAUGGUGAGAUCAGUCAUCCUCCCACUUCCCAGACCUCUCCCCCCUGGAACGGGGCAUCGGAAAGGGCAUCCAGCCCUGGGGACGAAGGCCAUCUCCCCUCACCGCUGGGAGAGAACACCGUUAUGGCCAGUGCCUUGGAGAUCAAGGUGAAGCUGCUGAUGGUAGAAGCGAUGGAUAAAGAAGACUAUUUUGAAGCCAUACCUUUAAAAGCCUCAAAGUUUAACAGCGACCUCAUCGAUUUUGCCUCCACCAGCCAGGCUUUCAAUGAGGUUCCUUCGCCUCAUGAGAAAAAACCUGCAGAAGAGGAGGUGUCGGAGGAUCACCCCGAGAGAUUGGGCAAACGGAGAGGGAAAUCCGCCCACAAGAAGACAGAUUCGGAUGAGGCCCCAGUGAAGCUCGACCAACCUGACCCUCACAAGGACCCUGGAGACCAAGACCAAGGCUAUUCUUUGGCCCCCGAGGAGGCCCCAGUGGAUAAAAAGCCAGAGGUGUAUGAGAAGGCCAAGCGCAAGUCCUUCCGACGCCGCCGUCGGGGAGAGGAGGAAGGGGAAGCCGAGUGCCUCCGGGGGCUCGGGGGAGAAUUGCCUUCCAACCCGCCGAGCAGCAGCGUCAGCUUGGAGACCCUCCACAGCCCCAGCGAGGAGGGCCUGGACUUCAAGCCAUCUCCCCCACUCUCUAAGAUUUCUGUCAUCCCUCAUGACCUUUUCUACUACCCACACUACGAGGUGCCCCUGGCGGCGGUUUUGGAGGCUUACGCAGAAGGCUCGGAGGAUUUGAAAAACGAAGAGAUGGACCUGGAAGAACCGGAGGGCUAUCUGCUGAACCUGGGGGCCAGGGAGGAUGAGGCCGAGGAGGCCGAGGCCUCCCAGAGCAGCUUUAGCUUCUCCGGGCUGGGCGAGGACCUCCCCCAGGCCAGCAUCACAGAGGAUGCCAGUCCCGCCUCGGAACCCUCUCCUCCACCCUCGCCUGAGGACCACCAGCAAAGGGAGGUCGAAGAUAGCAUCCCUGUGCAGGGCCAUCAGUCCCAGGAAUUCCCAAACUCGGAAAAUGUAGCCAGCCCCUUAGAGGAAAAGGUAAUGGAAGAAUCGAUCAGCAGUAAAAAAAAGGAGAAAAGGAAACAUGUGGACCACGUAGAAAGCUCAAUAUUUAUAGCACCCGGAACUGUUCGCUCCUCAGAUGACCUGGAAGAAGACACCGGUGACCACAAAGUCCUUUCCAGGACGAGUCACAGUGACUCCAGCAUUUACAUUCGACGACAUACUAAUAGGUCUUUGGAAUCGGAUCAUUUUAGCUAUGUUCAAUUGAGGAAUGCAGCGGAUAUGGAUGACAGAAGAAACCGAAUGUUAACCAGGUACAAUACUCAGAAGCUCACUGAGCUGAUUUUACAGUUUUAUGGCAUCAGAGCAGACAUGAAGAGGGAGUGCAAACAUGCCAGGAUGUCUAUGAAAGCCAACCACUCGGGCAAAGCCAGGCUGCGGGAGAUCCACAGCUCCCAGAGCGACUCGCUGACACAGCUGGUCCAGCAGCCGGACGUGAUGUACUUUAUCCUCUUCCUCUGGCUCCUGGUUUACUGCCUGCUGCUCUUCCCCCAGCUGGACGUCAACAGACUCUGAUGCGUGUGUCUGCGUAAUAAAAGAGACAGGACCCUGGCCGUGGGGUGGGCAUUCUCCUUCCUUCCUCUUCUUGCCUAUUCUGGACGGGGCACUUCUGCAGAUAGUGGAAGACCUCCAAGGAAACUUAGACCCCCCCACCUCCGCCCUGUUCCCACUUUUUUUUUUUCAUGUUUCCUUUCGUUUUCUUUUCUUGUAAGUCCUAAGCAUGCUUUUCUCUUAGGCUGUGAACACAACACUCAGGUGUGUGGCUGGAUCCUUGGGUGGGGUUUGUUUGUGUGCCUUGGUCUGUCAGGUAUUACUCUUAAGCUUCGUGGCUGAGACUUUCGGGGCUUCUCAGGUGGCUCAGUGGUAAGGAAUCUGCCUGCCAGUGCCGGAGACACAAGAGAUGCGGGUUCGAUCCCUGAGUUGGGAAGAUCCCCAGGAGAAGGGAAUGGCAACCCACUCCAGUAUUCUUGCCUGGAGAAUCCCAUGGACAGAGGAGCCUGGCGGGCUACAGUGCCUGGGGUCGCAAAGAGUUGGACAUGACUCAUCGGCUGAGCACAAGCACUGAUUCUUAGCUCGCUUGGUUUUUAAGGUCCCAGAUGGACUUGAGUUUCUCACCUCCUGAUGACAAAGGGGAUGGAUACCCCAGGGAGAACCCCCGUGGAAAGAAAACUGCCCCUCUUUCCUCUAAGAGUGGCAUUUGGGUCAAGGUGCUGGGGGUCCUGUGGUCAUUUGGCGGUUGGUCGUGGUCUUUGUGGGGCGGAGGAGGGGGUUAUCCAAAGAACAGCGCAAAACUGCCAGCCCCAGGAAAGUGCAUCCACAGUCGGCAAAAUUCACAGAAAGUAAAGGCAGUGCACACUUGUUCACACUAGGGUGUUUUUCUAGGGAGAGGAUGCAUUUUCAUUUUGCUUUUGCACUGACUGGAUUGAGAUAAAGCUGUGAUUUUUCAAACCUUUUCCACCCAUGGAAUCCUCCUUUCAAGAGGAUUCUCAGGGGGUGGUCUAGUCGAAACAUGAAAAGCAGAGCUUUGGCUGACUCGGGGCAAGGCCUGGGAUCCCUCUUGUUCUGUCUGGGCAGUCCUGCACCCGUACCCCCCACCUCCGGCUUCCAUCCGUGGCUCCUGAGGCUGGUACCCAAGGCUGGUUCCCAAGACCCCGCAGAGCACUGUAAACACCUAGAGCCUCCCAAAGCCCCAGGAGGAGGGCAGGAGUGACCUGGCUGAGAAUGAGCUCUCAGCCAGGUAGUAGCCCAGCAGGUUCCUGCUCCGAGAGCACCUUUGUGCACACCUGCCUCAUAUCGAGAGUCUCAGCACCGCCGUCCUUUGUGGUCCGUUUUAAUGGGUUUCUUGAAAAGGAGAAAGGUUUCCGGAAGGCAUCUUGAGAAGUAGCCAGAACUGGCAGGUGGCAGAGGAUGGGCAUCCAGCUGCCCUCUGGUCUUCCGUCUUCCUUUUACCCUGGGCUCCCUGCUUCCUUUCAAGACACAGGCCCUGCCUCCCUGGGUAUCCCUUCCUCCUCCCCUUGUCCUCCCCCGCUCAGAAAGCAUGUCGAGUGAGACUUAUAAACCCACAGACAACGAGGUCGAGAGGGGCGUUCAGACAGCAUCUUUGCUGCUGAACCCAGAGAGGCAGAGCCGUUUGACCAAGAUGACACAGCCAACCGGGAGCAGACUUGCAAGUGUACCCAGACCACCUGAUGUCCCCUCCGGAGCUGUACCCUCUCUUAGGCAACUUCUCUUGGGCCCAGGGAUGUCCUGAAAAAAUAAAAUAAUAAAAUGAAUAGAUAAGAAUGUCCUCGUUUAAAACAAAACCAAAAUUUUUAGGUCAACAGCCAACCUUUGUUUUUUUCUCGUAUUUUUCCCACGAAGUUUUGUUCCCUUCCAGGCUUGUCACCCGUUCCUUCUGGAAUACCCUUCAUGGCUCUAACAGCCUGUCAGCUGACCUACCAGUGUUGUUCUUACUCCAAGAAUCAUGCUUCUCUCUCUGCAAGCCAAGGGCUUGCUUAUAUCGAGCAGUGGGUCUCCAGUUUACAGAAUUCCAGCAUGGCCAAAAGAAUUUACCUAGCACAUUUCAGUUGAUGACAGCCAAAACCUGACUUCUAUCCCACUCUGGUUAUAGCCUGCCUGCUCUCCGUGAACGAAUCUAAGCCUUCCAACUGAAAGCUUUUGGGAGCUUGGAGCAAUUCCAUCUAGAGGGCCAAAUGUCCCAUGGAAAAUGAGCUAAUUAAUGAGCUCCCUAGCAUCAUUGAACGCUCAGAGCACCCUCAGGAGGGACAUCUUGACACCCAAGUGAGUUUUCUGCAAACCUCCAGCCUCCAGUCCCUGAAGCUCAUUUGCACCUCCUUCCCCAUUGAGGAGUCAGAACAUCCAGGAGCUGAUCUCAGACACAAGCCUGAGGAAACAAGGAAAGACUGUAUCUCCCUGAAUACCAGAACUCAUGGUGGCUUCCUUGUCAAGAACUCUUCCGUUUCCAUGGUUGUGUCAUUGAAGGGCAGUCCUGUGACGCACUCUCUUUCAUGUGACCUUGGCUUUUCUUAACUCUCCAGAAGGCCACUGCAGCUUGCAGCUAUGGCCUUUCUCUCCUGUCUGCUUGGAGACCUCCCCAGUCAUCUCCAUUGAGGUCCUGAAGUCCCCAAGGUGGGCUGUGUGCGAGUUUCAAGCCAGCAUGGCUCUUCAGAACCUUCUCGGUGAUGCUCUGGCGAGGAAACAAGAGCCCAUGAUGCCCUUUGGGUCCAGAGGUGCUAUUUUUCUCACCCCGACAUUGCAUCAUCUCUGCUGAAACCACCUUUUGGGGGCAGAUUUAGUGCCUGGGACUACAGCUGCUGUCCGGAGCCCCCACUGAAUGGCUGGCUCUUCGUCCAGUCCGUCCAGCUGCUGAGCGGGGCUGCGCUGAGAGCCAGCAUGGGUGGUAACACGCUCAUUUGCUGGAAAUGGCUGCAGAGUUUGCCUGAACAGUUAGCCAGUGUAGGGAGCCAAGAAAUGAGACAUGGCUUCUUUGCUGGACAUGAAAUCCCACGGAUCUUUUUUUGCACUGUCUCUUGUUGGGCAUCUGUUGAGGAAAAACAGUCAGCAAAGGGAAGUGAACCUGAUGCAGGCAGAGCUGGGACUCGGUCUGUUUUGCAUACAGAAUUGUCCAUUUCCAUGGUGAGCAUGCAGAUGCUGUGGCCUCAGGCUCCAGGUGAGCCCUGGCCCUCUGUGCUCUGAUGUAUGACAGCUUCACAGUGACCCGCAGGUUUUCACCAUCCUCUUCCCUUGUGGAUUCUGCCAGCUUGGGAAGGGGCAAAGGCCUGGAGACUCAGCCCCUACUUCCCGAGGAUCAGCAGAGAUCAUCAGAGUUCCGGAACCCCUCUGAUUCUUCUGGAAUCGCCAGGUCCUGCAGCAUAGGGAAGAUCAACUUAGAUGUUUAUAAUUUGUUCUACGACGCUUGAUGAAAACCCAUCUGACAAGCAGUCACCUCUAGCCCAGGGCUGUAGCACCAACAAGCCAAAAGCAUCCUCGUCUGUGGGAAGAAGACAGCUGGUGUUUUAUGCUGUUUGACCACAUGGUGUUAAAUACACAACAGUCUGGCCCUGAUCCCGCUGGUAACUUUAAAAUCUCCGACACUUAGAUGUCAAGGCCAGCUUUCAUCUGGCAGGAAUCUCUCUAACUGAAGCUCCCUCACCCCACCCACUCAUUUUAGAGUCACUUCCUUCCCCAGGAGGUAUUAUUGGAUGGGGAGGAGGGCAGGUUUGGGAAUCAGCCAGAUUUAGGUUCCAGUUCCGGCUCUGUCUCCAGAUAUCUGGAUGACCUUGGGCAAAUGACCUCUCUGACCAUCUUCUGUGUAGAGUAGAUACUCAGUACAUGUUUGUUGAGUGAAUGAUAGUUUCCUUGACUUGCCCAGCGGUCUAGUGGUUAAGACUCCAUGCUUCCACUGCAGGGGACACAGGUCUGAUUCUUGGUUGGGAAAGUUCCACGUGCGGCCAAAAAUACUAAUAGCUUCCUUGUGAGCUUGUUACGACAUUGUGUGCUGCUCUGCAGCUCCUUGUCUGCCUGUCCCUCCUCGCCAAGGUUUGACUAGACCUCCUUUCAUUAUAUUCAGUUACCAUAGCUUUUCCCAGCUUCUUUCCAAUCCACCUCCCUCUUGCCAGCUGCUCAGUCUCAAACCUAACAUACCUUUUAUAAGAGGAAGUCUACCCAUGAACUCACUGGACCCUUAACAAUCACAGGAGGUGGUUCUUUCACCACAGGAGGUGGUGCUUUUAGCUUUAGAGGAAGCUGAAACACAAGAAGGAAAAAUAACAAGAUCAUAGAGCUGGCAGGUGGCAGAACUACAAAUAUAGGACUUCCUUCCAAACGUUGAUUUCCACCCUAGACUUCACUGCUUAGAAAAUAAGCUUUGCCCCGAGGAGAUUCUGAUUCUUACUGACUUCGGUCUAGUUGGCAAGCGUGGGUGAGGGUCUCAGAGCUGGGCAGGUGGUGAAGUUUAUCCAUCACUUGUAACCCCCCACCUUGCAUUCUUUCCCUUUCUAGGUUUCUGCACACUUUGACCCUUCCCUGGUGACACAGUGGUAAAGAAUCCACCUGCAAUGCAGGAGACCCAGGUUCUAUCCCUGGGUCAGGAAGAUCCCCUGGAGGAGGGUAUGGCAACCCACUCCAGUAUUGUUGCCUGGAGAGUCCCACGGACAGAGGAGCCUGGUGGGCUACAGUCCAUGGGGUCGCCAAGAGUUGGACACAACUGAGUGACUAACACUUUCACUUUCCACAUCAACACUGCUUAAAUAUUUCCUUCAUCCUCAGUUCGUAAAAGUGACUGAGUAAUAUUGUACAUCAAUUAUACUUCAAUUAAAAAUAAGUUUAAAAAUUUUUAAUAACUGAGGACACCCCAAAUUCAAGUUUUAGCCUAAGGUUGCAAAUUUGCAACCAAAAUGACUGCCUUUAAAGGGCCUUCAGCAGCAUAACCUCAGUGUCUAACAUUCAAGAGUGAGUGACUUUAAUUAACUGCCCCCAGCUCUUCACUCAGUUCUUCUAACACACGCUUUUCAGAGUGGAAGAGAGGCCUCCUCCUUUGAAAAGCAAAUUUCAUUGUUCUGGGCAGAACACAAUUAAAAUAAGGAUGAGAACAUAAUUCCUUGGAGGAAGACAACUGGUUGGUCUGUGAGAUAGGAAUCACCAUUUUUUCCUUUGUUCUGCAUUUAAAAGUUGUGGGUUUUGCAUUGUUGGAAAAACAAAUAAAAAAGUGUCUUUUGAUAGGUUUUUUUUUUUUCCCCAUUUGCAAUAGUUCCCACUUCUCUUAGCCCCACCGGAAGUCAGUAGACUUUGCUGUGAGGAUAGCCACAACAUGCCUGUAUUCCUAAGGGUUGAAACACUUUUUAAAAGGAAACUCUUAAGAGUGUCUGUAACCUAGAGAGUUGACGGUGUUCCAAGGUAGGACAGCACUGGCCUGGCUGUUAGGAACCCAUGCCCUAGCUCCGGCCCACUUGCUGUGACACCUUGAAUAAUUCAUUUACCUUUCUGGGUUGGAAGUUGGAAGACCUCUUUUUAGAAGUUCAUCCUAGGUUUAAAAAUCCAAAGGUUAGCAAGUUCGGUUUUUUUUUUUUUUUUAACGUCUCAGUAAGUGGCCUAUUUGCUUAGAAUAAAUGUGCCUCUGCAUUUGUAAGUGAAUUCCAAAGCUUAGAGCAUGGCUUCCGGCUUUAGUAUUUAGAAGGGUGCCUUCGGAAAGGGUUUGGUGGAAUAAAAGGUAGUCUGUCUGUGGAAGGUGUUGGGGUGGAAGCUUGGAGUAGAACGUGCAAGAUCUGCUUCCUGGGCUCCCAGAACUAAACUAGUCUCCUUAAAUUAAAUCAGCAUCUGACACAGCAGUUUUCUCAGAUUCUUUGAAAUUCACAAGUUCAGCUGCAGGAAUACACAGAUGGAAACAACUGGACCUUUCUAUUCUCAUUUUAUCCCCUGCCCUUCCGAGCAUCGACAAGCAAAGUGUUAGUCGUUCAGUCGGGUCCGACUCUCUGCAACGCCAUGGGCGGUGGCCCACCAGUCUCCUCUGUCCAGGCACAGAAGUUCCACUUGAAUCAGAGGCUGCUUGCCUAUCUAGCAUUGGAUCCUUGAAGCCGAAGACUGGCACGUUUGUGUAGAAUGUCCCUGGGGUGGGUGUGGCACUUGGGGAAGGGAUACCAUGAAACAGAGACCCUUUGUCCUUGAAUUGCACCCUAAAUUAGCUGCCGGCGUCACUUACAUUGGUGCUGGUAACAUCAGCCAAAGACAAAGAGUAAAUAUAGAAGGAUGGUUGUUCCCUACCAUGGAGCAGGUGCAUGGUCGUGACCGAUCAGUAAACCUGGGCACAGGAGUUGUUGAAAGUGUAUACUAUUGAGUGAUGAUAGGUUUAUUUUUUCAAGGUCUGUAGUAUGUUUAACAGAUUCACUGCUACCGUUUCUCUUAAUGUCAUGGCAGGACUUAAUUGAUAAUGUCUGAAUAUUUUUACUGGGAGCACUAAGAGAACUAUUGGAAAAAAGUGAAAUGUUAUUUUGUAGUACAAGAAUUAUUUUGUCUAUUUAGUAUAUACAUAGCUGUAGCUUUGUAAAAAAAAAAAGUAUCUUUGUAAAAAAAUUGUAUGAACGUGCACUCUUAUUUAUUAAUUAUUGUAAAUGAAGAUAUAAAUGAUUAUUUGCAUAAUUUAUACCUGUGGGAAAUUAACUGGAGUAUUUGUUAUUUGACUGUUUUCUAUUAAGGAGUAUUAGGCUUGGUGCUAUGAUGAAUGGUCUUGUAAAACUACAUGUAUUCUUAAGAAAAAUUUUGAGUAUAAAUCUCAUGAAUCAA
Messenger RNA from Cervus elaphus (red deer), 9960 nucleotides. RefSeq names its product calmin (gene CLMN). Lineage: Eukaryota; Metazoa; Chordata; Mammalia; Artiodactyla; Cervidae. The coding region runs from base 85 to 3198 and encodes 1037 amino acids. Gene Ontology annotation, cellular component: nuclear outer membrane; cytoplasm; meiotic nuclear membrane microtubule tethering complex. The transcript has 15 exons. Gene Ontology annotation, molecular function: actin filament binding. The record is from RefSeq and is a predicted model, not a curated record. Gene Ontology annotation, biological process: nuclear migration.